Phaethon lepturus (White-tailed tropicbird) is the source of this 1289-nucleotide messenger RNA. RefSeq names its product solute carrier family 35, member E1 (gene SLC35E1). The record is from RefSeq and is a predicted model, not a curated record. Gene Ontology annotation, cellular component: Golgi apparatus. The transcript is spliced from 6 exons. The coding region runs from base 103 to 906 and encodes 267 amino acids. Lineage: Eukaryota; Metazoa; Chordata; Aves; Phaethontiformes; Phaethontidae. Gene Ontology annotation, molecular function: antiporter activity.
UACAUCCUGCCGCUCGCCUUCGGCAAGUACUUCGCCUCCGUCUCCGCGCACGUCUCGCUCUGGAGGGUCCCGGUCUCCUACGCGCACACAGUAAAAGCGACGAUGCCAAUAUGGGUGGUUCUUCUUUCGCGGAUCAUAAUGAAGGAAAAGCAGACAACGAAGGUGUACUUGUCUCUGAUCCCCAUAAUAACUGGUGUCCUGUUGGCCACCGUCACAGAACUUUCCUUUGAUAUGUGGGGACUCAUCAGCGCACUUGCUGCUACUCUGUGUUUUUCACUUCAGAACAUCUUUUCAAAGAAGGUGUUAAGAGAUUCCCGAAUACAUCAUCUUCGGUUGCUGAACAUACUUGGGUGCCAUGCUGUGUUCUUCAUGAUCCCAACGUGGGUUUUGGUAGAUCUUUCUUCCUUCUUAGUAGAGAACGACUUGAGCAUGAUGUCUCAUUGGUCCUGGACCUUGAUGCUGCUUAUAAUCAGUGGAUUCUGUAAUUUUGCCCAGAAUGUCAUUGCCUUCAGUAUUCUUAACUUGAUCAGCCCACUAAGUUACUCUGUCGCAAAUGCCACAAAAAGAAUCAUGGUCAUCACAGUGUCCCUUAUAAUGCUUCGCAAUCCGGUUACGAGCACCAAUGUCCUUGGAAUGAUGACAGCUAUCUUAGGGGUCUUCUUAUAUAACAAGACAAAAUAUGAUGCAAACCAAGAAGCAAAGAAGCAGUUGCUUCCAGUUACAACUGGAGACCUUGUGAAUUUAGACAGGCAUCGAAACGCUCCUGAAAAGUCUCAGAAUGGACUGACGGCAUUUGCACAACAUGGAGACUAUCAGUAUGGUCGAACCAAUAUCUUAACAGACCACUUCCAGUAUAAUCGGCAAAGCUAUCCAACUACCUACAACUUAAAUCGUUUUGAUAUAUAGAAUCCUGGCAAACAGGUAUAGACUGUGAUAUCAAAGUGUCCCCAACAUUAUCAGAAACUUUUAGUACAUCCAUGAAUGUAAAGCCAUUUUAUUGUACAGGUUUUGCAGAAGGGAAGAUGCAUGUGUAGUGAAAGCGGUACAGACCUUCAGCUUCUGCUAAGCAGACAUUUAAACGUGGAACAGAUCUGACACUGGAACAAAAUGCACAGUGUAGCUCUUGUACAGAGAUUCUGGUGAAACGCACGUACAAAACUUCAGAGUAAAAUCUCUGCCUGUCACUGUUCCUUUUCAGAGUCUGUCAACUGAUUAUUCUCUUGGCAGCUAAAUUCUGGCCAGUAUUUUGUUUCCACGCUGGUAACGUCACCUUUAAUUUGUUCUCUAAU